Molecule: messenger RNA, 4679 nt
Organism: Amoebophrya sp. A25
Lineage: Eukaryota; Dinophyceae; Syndiniales; Amoebophryaceae
Source: the annotation of a GenBank genome assembly
AGCGUUUAUCCAAAGUCUCGCUGCUAACUAUGAGAAAAGCAUAGAUCACUUAGAUAGCGGUCCCGGCGUCAUUACGAGUAAGGCAUCACUGUACAACGAGGCGCCAUUCUUGUAUAACAAGGCAGCACGUAUGCAAUACGCAUCGACUUGAUUAUAUAUAUUCCUGUAAAACUCAAUCUAUCUGACAGAGACAGAGGCAACCUAAGGACAGUAGAAUGAUCUAGAUGCAGUUGUAGACUUUAAUAUUUAUGAAGUUUCUCUUAUUUAUGAGACCAACAAACUCUCCCCGCUGACGUCAAAGUUAACUAGCUGCAUUUGUUGGACUGCAUGUAGAGCAGCUACCGGUCAGACGGUCUGCGGCGAGGCUCAGCGCUAAUUUCUGCCAAUCCGGUGCUUGAGGCGCAGGGCUGCGGCGGGUGCCCAUCUAAAUCUAAAUCUUAAUCUAAAUCUAUUUAUGAAGUGCGGGAUGAGGAAUGACAAGCACUAUUUAUGAAGUUCUUUGCAAAGCCCUACGUUGGUCUUAUUUAGGAAGCUGGAAGAAGGUCCAAAAGCAGAGUGGUUUCUAUUUUUGUUAUGACUACGGAGGUGGACUGAACUGAACUGGACGAUGGGGCUGCGUUUUUGUAUUAAGUAUGUUGAGCCUCUCUCUGGCCAGGCGUCGUUGUUGUGUCUUCAGAACUUUUAGGGGGCGUAGUACUAGAGAAUUUCUGAGCAUGAAUGAGAAGUCAUGCUUCGGGCGACCACGUCGAGGGCCUCCUUCCAGGUGAUUAUCCACCAAGAAAAUAUGACACACAUCGAUCGCACAGAAAAGCAUGCAGAGAAAGGCGAAGUGGUCUCACGAUACUCAGCACUUACUCGAAAACUGAAACUAAGCGAGUAGCUAACUGAAAACCGAAUAUGUGAGAAGAUUGCUCUUUUCAAUUACUCGCUUAUUUCAGUUUUUCGAAUCAUAUUUAGUACAUGACACACGUUCAAUUCAUGAUUUCAAUUUGCUCUGAUUGAGCAUUUUGAAGUUUUGGUCGCCAAUCUAGUCCAUUCAGCGUUAAAAUUGUUUUCAAGCGCAGAUCAGUGAGAGGCUACCAAAUGAAUCUGAAUCAAACACGCAACACGUGCGUGGCGAUAAGGUCGCGCGCGAACAUAAUAAUAAUGAUAGUAACACGUACAGCGGGUGCGUUUUAUCAUUGAGUUUUUGGAAGUAAUUAGUGAAAGUGAUCAUGCAGCACUAUGACAAGUGUAGAAAAUUCGUACCAUUGAUGAGCAAGAAAAUUUAUACCAUCGGUUGCAUCGCAUUCUUGAAUUGAAGGCGCCAAAGAUGCAAAUCCAUCACUAUCAUUCAACUAAUCCGCAAACUGCAUUGACACUCAAUUACAACAGCAGUAUUUGACAUUCUUGUUCUUGCAUACUACUUAGAGAAAUGAGUCGUCGUUGACGGAGCUUCUUUCACUAAGAAGCUUGCUAUUCGAAAUUUUUCGACAAGAGCUGUGUUCUCACCUCCAUUUGCAGUUGCAUAUUUGCAACAGAAGAAUCCAAAUACCGAAGGAAGAUGAUCAUUCCAAAGAAGAUGCUGGAAGAACUUCCUCAUCUCGCUUAUUGUGCAGCGUUGGAAUAUGCAUGCAAGCUGAGGAUCUUCAACGUCGUGCUGAAAAGGAAUAGUAAUCUUUUAAACUUUUGAACCUUAAAUCUUCCAACUUCUUGUUCAGGCUUUGCGUGUGUGAGAUGUUUUUACUCAUGAAUGUGUCUCUUUCCAGGGUCCUAUCCAUUCUCUUGCUGAUACUUGGAAAGAAUGGAACCUUGCUGACAGUGAAACUAAGUACUUGAGACGAACCAACGGAUGAUGAUCUCUCUGUAGGCAGCAUCAACGACCCAUGCUCCUUCCAGAUUUCUCCUUCUUUUAUCUUCAUCAUUCCAAAUGUAGCUCAGGAAGAUAUCGUUUUCUUUCACAACUCCGUCCCUAUCCAUUGGAGCUUUAUUUGUUGAUCAUGUUUCAGUAUCGCUAUUGAUGAUAGAUCCAGUUUUACUUUUAGAUCAUGAUCGAGUUGUUUUGAUUGUAGACCCAAGUAGCUUUCGCAGGUGGUUUCUAGAUCUCUCUUCAUUCAUUCAUCAGGAAGAUUCAUCAUCAAGAAGAUGUCUUCAGACUCCAACGUACCGUCCUCCAAUGCUGGGAAAAAUGGGGGUGGAGCCACCGGUGGAGGAGGCGGCGCUUCUUCUUCCUCAGCUAAUAGUAAGCAGGAAUUUUCAGUGGCUGAGUUUGCCAAUAAUGCGGCUGCGGCGCAGCGUAAAGCCAAGCAAAUGGGAGCACAGAUGGAGGAGACGUUUUUCCAAGGAAGUGGAGGUGACGACAUGGACCUCAAAGAAAGGGAAAUCAAGGUAGCAUGGGAUAGCAAAGUGCAGGAACGAGAGGGCGUCACGAAAGACGUUUUCGGUAGACGAGCGUGGGAUAAGUUAUGGAACCUCAUGAUCCUUUCAAUCGUUCUUAUACAGACUUGUAGAAAUUCUUUAUUGAUAACACCUGUAAAAGUAAGUAGACUCUCAGCAUCAUUAUUGAUAACACCUGUACCACCUCUCAUCUUCAGCCGGCCUCAAUUCAAAACUCUUCAUCAAGAUUUUUUCGUGUUUCUUCAUCUACUACGAAGUACAUAUAUUUAUUGCUCUAUAAUUUCAAACACAGCAUCCUUUUUAAUAUCAGAUUUAGCGUAAAUGUAUGUCUAGUACUAGAAGCUUGUUCCACCUCCUCUAGAAGUAGCUUGUUCAACAUCUAAUUUAAACGAGGAUUAUCUCGUCAUCGUCACGUACUAAGCUUCUCUAGGAGCUUGUUAUUCCACAUCUAAUAAAGGAGCAUUAUGAGCAGUUGGCGUUGAAGAAAGCCGAGGAAGGAUCGGAUGGUUCUGAUGGUGAGGGAAACGCGGUCCCGAUUCCUGCUAGUCAGAGAUUGUACCUGCAGAGGCGCAAUGAGCGUCUCCACACGGAAGCAAAUGUGGGCAAGACUAUCAUGCAAACAGAUGCCACCUACGACGCCGAGAAAGGAGGGUAUUGGUGCCCUCUGUGCAAGAAGUUGAUGAAAGACAACUUGUCCUGGCUGGAUCACUUGAACGGCAAGAAGCAUCAGCGGAUGAUGGGCAUGAACAUGGUGGUGAAGCCUGCCACGUUAGAGGAAGUAAUGGACCGAAUAGACGAAAUGCGUAGAAAAAAGCUGCGGAAAAGAGGCAAACUACACCUGUUGAGAGUGCAGAAUGGUGGAGGAGCGGCUACGGCGGCUAUUGCGAAUGGAACAGUUAAGAUUUCAUGAGAAAGCGCUCUUCUUCACGUUAUCAACUCACAUUCAUCUUCAUCGCUGUAGACACAGGAGUAAAAAUGAUAGUUUUUAUCCGGGUUAGAAUGAAUAAUUUUUCAUUUGGUCAUGUUCGUCCACGCACAGUAGAAAGAUACUGAUGAUAAAUUGCCAUUUUACAACAUCAACAGUACUAGAGUUCUUCUUUUUUUCACCAAUUCACUUCUGUGUACUAAAUAAAACCAUAGUGAUAUUUUUGUCAAGUCCGCUCAGGCUUCUUCACUGCAUUCUCGUAAGUCUCAGUCUUCGCAACUGUUCAGUGUGAAUUCUCGUACGCAGUCUUCUUCACUUGGUAACUGCUUCUGUUACUGAGUACCAGUUCCUCCUCUCCGUCUAACUCGAGCGACCCUCUCGCCUCGCUCGACGAUCUGGGACCCGAUGUCUGUGCGCCGGUCCCCGAGCACCUGCUCGGUGCAGACGCUGAACAUGCGGCGCCAGCAACUGCGGAAGACAUUUUAGCCAAGAUGAAGAAAUACGAGGACACUGCGGAACUCAAAGCUGAAGACCGAAAGGAGAGAAAGCGAAGAAAGCGGGAGAAGGCAGCAGCGGAAGCGGAGGAACAAGUGCAGAUGGAGGAAGAGGAUGAAGAGACGAAGAUGAUGCGAGCCAUGGGCUUGCCGGUGGGAUUUGGAGGAAUGAAAUGAGAUUGGCUUUAUUUUGUGGCAGCGCUGUCCUGUAUUCGGGACUGUUUCGUCUCAUGUGGAACUUUUUUGACUAUGAUCUAAGGUUUCCACGCUUAUUUGGCUUAUAGAUACUAUGUUGACUUGAUGUAGCUACAUGCUGGGCUUGUACUAUCACUAGUAGGACUGAUCAUGCGAGACAAUCCAUCAACUCUCUUCUAAUAACAAAAAUUGUACUUCUGAAGAUGGACCACGUCAGCAUUCAUUCAUGUCUGAAUGUUACUGUGAAUGCUUCAUCAUCCUCGCAGCAGGACCAGAGACAUCAAAUGGACUGUGCCUACUACGCUGUAGAUUCCAACUUGCCAACGCUUGGUGAAAAACCCUUCUACGACGACAAAAUCCCUGAUACUGUAACCCCUUUCCCAGAUGACUGCUCCAAAAGCAAUACCACGACAGAAAAAACGAUACUGGUAAGGGAGAGUCGCAUGUUCUCGCGAAAAUGCUUCUUUUUUUUGUGAUGUUCAGCUUGCUUGUUCGUAUCAUCAUGCGUUCUUUAAGAGGCUUGCCUUGUUGCCCAUGAUCCCAGUUCAACAGAGAGGUCCAACCGCUAGUUAACCUCGAAACAACGACAACAACAACGACCUAGUAACAUGUUAGAAACAACCAAUCAUCAGAUCAGUGUUAAAGCCAGCAAAACGACUAAUAUCGACUUCAUUGUGAUGUGGCCCGCG